Molecule: messenger RNA, 1087 nt
Organism: Cajanus cajan (pigeon pea)
Lineage: Eukaryota; Viridiplantae; Streptophyta; Magnoliopsida; Fabales; Fabaceae
Product: nucleolin
Source: RefSeq, a predicted model, not a curated record
AGUGAAGCCCCUGGGCGAAGAACGGCUAGUGCUCUAAAAGAAACCAAAAUCAAAACGUCCGCAUUUCCUUUCCUUUUCUCAAAGUCAGAAGUGAGUCACGCAGCUCUCUCCAAUCAGAUUUUCAGCUGCUCUUGUAGAUCUGUGGCGGGAUUCGCUGCUUCAAAAAGAAAAAGAGACUCUCCAGUUCCCUCCUUUCCCAACAUUGCAGAUUGAAAUUGAUUUUCCUGAGAAAUGCCCUCGGAGGAUUCGAAGCCAGUGAAGAAAGAGGUGGAAUCCAACAACAAGAGUUCCGUUUCCAAAAAGGUGACAAACUCCAACUCUAAGGUGGCAAAAGUUAAGAAAGAGGAGCCCCAAUCCGUCAAGAAGGAACCUAAACAUAAUGACACCGACGACGACGACAUUCCCCUCGCCAAAAGGACCUCCAACUCCAAGGAAGUGAAGAGAAGGAAGAAGAUAAAGGAGGAAGAAAAGAAGGAGGGAGAGAAAACGAAGAGAGAAAAGAAGGUGUAUGAUUUACCAGGCCAGAAACGAGAUCCACCUGAGGAGAAAGACCCACUCAGGAUCUUCUACGAGAGUUUGCACAACCAAGUUCCCAGUAGCGAAAUGUCACAAAUCUGGUUGAUGGAAUCGGGCUUGCUUCCUAAAGAUGUGGCAAUGAAAGUAUAUGAAAAGAAGCAAAAGAAAGGUCUGCAAAAGCUCUCUUCCCCAGUUAAGUUUGUAGCUGCUGUGAAGAGCAGCAACACUAAGUCUGUCACAGUGAAGAAAAAAAGCCAUACCUCCCCUGUCCCUUGUGUUAAAAGGAAGACAAUGAAUUUCACAUCAAAGCAGUCCAAGAAGCGAAAAUCAAAGGAUCAAAGUUCUGGGGAUGAGGAUGAUAAUAACUCUGAUGCUGAAGUUAUUUCAUUGGUAACAACGAGGAGAAAAAUGGCUUAAUUAUUGCCCUACUGUGUGACAGAUUUAUUUUCUUUUUUCCCUAUUUCUUUUACCAUUUAAUACUAGUGAAAUAACUUGUACGGCAUGGCACAAAGUUAUAUAACUUUUAAGGUUAUGUUAGGAAGUGUGUUGGAGGAGCUCAAAAGUACUUUUA